AUGUCACCGGGCGCAUACUUCCUGCGCGAUGAAGUCGUUAUCCACAACGACACGUCCAGUGCGUGGGUCAUCGUCCACGGAACGGUCAUCGAUGUGUCGCCGUUGUUUCGAGCCGCUCACGAGCAGAAACUCCCGCUGAAGAAGAGCCUCCGGUGGCUGCUGGCGUUGGCGGGCAAAGACUUGAGCGCGUUCUUCCACUCCGGCCUCGCGCCGAUCGAGCGCGUCAAUCGAAACGGCGAACGGGUUCCGGUCUUUGUGCCCGCUAUGGAGCGUAAUCCUGCCACCGGCCUCCGCUGGCCACGCGAUCCUUCCCUCGUCCUCGGCCGCAUCACGUUCCGCCCGUGUCCGCUCCGGAUCAUCAACGCGCUGACAUUCCACGCGACGGAAAUGGUCGUUUGCUACGAAGAUACGAUCGUGCGGAUCCGCGACAAGUUCCUCCGCUACAACGACAACGCGGCGCAGUAUGAGUGGCGCAAGGAUCUGGCGUUCGGCCAGCAGGAGGGAAAACUGCACAUGGAAAAGACGCUCGCUGGGAAUGGCUUCCAGAUCGAUCUGCACUUUAGACCCGUAUCGGUAAUUUGGAUUUUUUACAUUCUCCCUCCGAACGACUGGAUUGAAAAGUCGGACUCAAAAAUGUCGUUCACCCGCAGUAGCUAA
Molecule: messenger RNA, 657 nt
Organism: Anopheles coustani
Lineage: Eukaryota; Metazoa; Arthropoda; Insecta; Diptera; Culicidae
Product: cytochrome b5 domain-containing protein 1
Exons: 3
Coding region: 1-657 (218 amino acids)
Source: RefSeq, a predicted model, not a curated record